UUUGUUGAGUUUCCACUUCUUUCGAGGGUUAUUUGAAAUGUUUAGUAGUUUACCACGAGGAUCGUUUCUGGACGAGCACAUUUGCAAGGACUAUGGCAAGGAGGUGUUGCUGUCCAAUUGGCAGGAGCGUCGCAAUGGCGAUCAGAAAUCUGAUUGCAUAACGCCGGCCAUCAAGCGAGUUGGUGGCUGCGCAAGCCAUUUGACGGAGAGCCAGGACACGUAUGUAGCACCAUGGAACAGUGACGAGACAAGCGAUGCCACACGAUAUUUUCGAGUCGCACGCAUCGAAUCGUUCAACAAUUUUAAGCGCAAUCACGAGACGCAAGUACACUUCCCGAUCACCGCCAGGAUGAACAACAACUUCACCACCACCUACACCAUUAUGUAUGAGAUUGUGCCGAAGGAGUUUCGGGGCCGGCAGCAUGAAUUGGAUUUGCUGCAGAGCUAUGGCAAUCGAAGUUCGACGUACAAACGCUGCAACAGACGGGCUGAUUUGCUUUUAGAAAAAGCGCAAAGAUUGCAAACAAAUUAUGCGGCGGAUUUUGUGGACCGUUCGACGAUUCAAAACUCAGCCGGCAAUUAACAAAAAAUCGUAGCAACACAUAAAUCAAAUUAAUGUAUAAUCUAUAUAUAUAUAUACAUAUAUAUCUGCAAGCUAGCCAUAGCGACUGAAUGUA
Molecule: messenger RNA, 677 nt
Organism: Drosophila grimshawi
Lineage: Eukaryota; Metazoa; Arthropoda; Insecta; Diptera; Drosophilidae
Exons: 1
Coding region: 38-583 (181 amino acids)
Source: RefSeq, a predicted model, not a curated record